Messenger RNA from Rotaria socialis, 735 nucleotides. Lineage: Eukaryota; Metazoa; Rotifera; Eurotatoria; Philodinida; Philodinidae. The record is from the annotation of a GenBank genome assembly.
AUGCAGAUUUGUUCUGAUCUUUCUGUUCCACAUGUUAUCGAUUCUAAUUUAAUUCCAUUUGUUGAUUCGCCUAAGAAAGGUGUUCAACGUCGAAUGUUAGAUCGAAUAGGUGAUGAAGUUGCUCGUGCUACAACUAUUGUUAAAUUCGAUCCAUUUGUGAAAUUUCCUCGUCAUAAUCAUGAAGGUGGCGAAGAAUUUGUUAUGUUAGACGGGCGACUUUUCGAUGAUCUAUCGGGUGAUCACAGUCCAUUGACUUACUGUCGACAUGGAAUGGGUACAUUACAUGAACCAUGGACAACUGAAGAAGGAGCCACUCUAUUGGUUAAACUUCGUCAAAUGAAUGAUCGUACAGAAGCACCUAUCACCCUCAUCGAUACAGAAACUUCGAAUGAUUGGAAAAAAGAUUCGGAUGCAAAACGAGAACGUCUUGAUUUAUUUUCAAAUGCAAAAACAGGCGAAUACGUAUGGAUGGAGAAAUUGGAACCUGGUUUUCAAAGUGAUAAUUGGGUUGUUGGACAAGGCGGUGAAGAAAUAUUUGUACUCAAGGGUGAUAUGAGUUUCGAAAAUAUUGAUGGCACCGAUGAUGAAAACAAUAAGAAUAAGUGCACAAAAGGAUUUUGGAUUAGACGACCCGUUGAUUGGGCAGGACGAAAAUUUAAAGUCACAAGUGAGAAUGGAUGUCAAUUGUUUAUGAAAACAGGACAUUUAGCUAUGAAACUCGAUGAAAUUCGAUAA